CAUUUAUUUUUUACUUUGAUUUCUAGAUUUUAUUUUUAAGCAUGAUGUACCAGCUGUAGAGGUUAUGUAUCGUGAAGUAAAAGAUCAGUUUAUAAAUGGCAAGUCAUCAUCUGCGUUGAAAGGAGCAAUCUUGUUUGCUUUCAAGAACUAAUAUCAUGCACAUAAAUGAACAAAUAAAUUACGAAAAUCCCCGAUUUAAGCGUUCAGAUAUUCAUUAUUUGCUGUUGCUGACAUUAAUAUUGGUUGUGAAUAAAAAAUUUGAAUUGCGAAAGAAAGCAUGGUUUCUCAAACUGCAGGUAGCGACCCUGACCUGCAAAAAUGGAAGCAUCAUGGAAGUGAUCAAAGUGGAACCAGGUGUAGCCAGUGAGGUUUACUCACCAUCCCCAGUGAGUGAUGAUCGGUUGAUGUGCAUAGAGGAUGAAGAACAAGAAAUUAAGCCUGACAUAGAUCUAAUAAAAAUGGAACCUCAUUCAGAUUCAGAGGCUAGUCUCAUGUAUUCGCCAAAUGAAGAUGACCAUGAUAUAAAAAAGGAAGAAUGCCCUUUACCAGCAGCAUUCUGUGAUAUGAGGGAGAUGUUUUGUUAUGGUGCCAGCAUAAAGGAAGAACUGAAGGAUGAUGAAAGAACAGAAAAACCUCAAAUAUACAUGUACAGCAUGGAGUUGCUGAACAGUGAACAAGAUUUUCUUGGUGAAGGUGCUUCACGGCUUGACGUGUAUGGACGUAACAACAAGGAUCAUGGGAGAGAAACUGACAUAUGUAGUGAAAAUGACAGUUUAAUCAAUAAUAACAGUGAAAUGAGCUUUAAGAGAAAGUUAAGAAAGAAUUCUUAUAGUGUUCUAGAUUUAAAACGUUAUAGGUGUGAAAUCUGUGGUAAAUACUUUGCAAUGAGGUGUGACCUCAAAAAGCACAGUAGAAUACAUUCAGGACAGAAACCUUUUAGAUGCAAAAUAUGUUUUAAGGGCUUUACACACAAUGGUAAUCUUUUGGCCCAUGGGCGUACCCAUACAGGAGAGAAACCGUACAAUUGUGAUGUAUGUAAUAAGAAUUUCUCACAAAGAGGGAGUUUGAAGAAUCAUUAUCGAACUCAUACCGGUGAAAAACCUUAUAUGUGCCAUAUUUGCAAUAAGAAAUUCACAGAAAGAGGUUCCUUAAGAGUCCAUAAUCGUACCCAUACGGGUGAGAAACCUUUCAGUUGUGAUAUUUGUAAUAGGCAUUUCUCACAAAAAGAAAAUUUGAAAAAUCACUAUUUUCGUAUCCAUAUUGGAGAGAGGCCUUAUCCUUGUGAUAUAUGUAAUAAAAGGUUUGCAAGAAGGGACAAUCUGAAGAACCAUUAUCGUAUCCAUACAGGAGAUAAACCAUAUAAAUGUGACGUAUGCGGUAAGAAUUUUUCAAAAAGUGACCAUCUUAAAAUACAUUAUAGAAGUCAUACUGGUAAGAAACCAUAUGCUUGUGACAUAUGCAACAAGACCUUCACAGAAGGGUCUAGAUUAAAGAAACAUUAUCGUAUUCACACAGGAGAGCGGCCUUAUAAGUGUAGUGAAUGUAAUAAAGAGUUUGCAGAACGUGGGAAUCUCCGAAGACAUUCUCGGGCGCAUUCACGAGUCAUGUCUAAAGCCCGUAGAGUGUAUGAGGAAAUUCCUGAUUUUAAACCCACUGUAGAAUAUUGUACUUAUGUAUCUGAAGCUCAAUUUAGACAGUAAAGUUUGAGAUUUGAUGUUUU
Cryptotermes secundus is the source of this 1720-nucleotide messenger RNA. Its product is annotated as zinc finger protein 235. Gene Ontology annotation, cellular component: nucleus. Gene Ontology annotation, biological process: central nervous system development; regulation of transcription by RNA polymerase II. The record is from RefSeq and is a predicted model, not a curated record. The transcript is spliced from 6 exons. Bases 156 to 1700 code for a protein of 514 amino acids. NCBI's taxonomy places the organism in Eukaryota, Metazoa, Arthropoda, Insecta, Blattodea, Kalotermitidae. Gene Ontology annotation, molecular function: DNA-binding transcription factor activity, RNA polymerase II-specific; RNA polymerase II cis-regulatory region sequence-specific DNA binding.